AUGUCUUUCUCCCAGCACGAUAAUCACCUUCGUAAUGCAGCCCACUACGACAAACUCCUGAAGAACUACGCGCUAGAGCUCUCCAAAGCCAGAGAAAUCGCCCCGGAGACACUGGAAGGGCUCAGUGAAACCGAGAGACUUUGGGUCUUCGAGAUACAGCGUAUGGAAUGUUACGAAAGUGAAAUGGCCAUCAGGAGGGCUGGCAUUGACACCAUCAAAGAAUGCCUGGAUAGGUACAAGUCAAAGGAGCAGUUCAAUGAAUAUGCGCUCAAGAAAGUUAGAUCCUAUCGCGAUGCAGCAAAAGUGCUUCGGGAAAAAAAACCCCCAAUUUAUUCGACAGUCCGCCCUGGUCCAAUUACCCGGCUACCUCCGGAACUUCUUCGCAUGAUUCUCAAAGACUGCUGCGCCGAGCCAACGGUUGCAAAGGCAGCUCGGGUAUGUCGCGAAUGGCACCAGAUUGCAAUCCCACUGCUGUACAACUCGGUAGAUCUCGGUGAAGGCGUUGAGUUGGAAAUGUGGGUGGUUAAUGGUAGUGAAUACCGUUGGCACAGGGAGGGACGGGAAAAAUCAGAUGCACGGAUAGCUCCCAUGUCAUUGAGCGUUAGACUAUUACACACACUCAGUACCACUCCAUAUGUGAGGUAUGUACGAAAGUUAUCAUAUCGUGGUCUUUCGCCAUCGUCUAAAUCAUCGCUUGAACGUUGGCCGAAUUCCUCUAUCCGGGAGUAUUAUGGUGAAAGUGGGUCCGUAAAUAACGCGACACUCGUGAAGCUCCGCAUCAAGACGGUAAACCUAAUGAUCGCGGCAGCAAAAAAGGUUUCUCGGCUACUUGUUCAUCUUGAAAACUUAGAACUUCGCGGGAAAACGGAUUUUCGGAUUUUCGAUGCUUUUCUCGGUGUGCUGAAGUGGAGACCUCUGCGGCAGUUGACACUACAUGAUAUGAAUGUCAGGGCCUGCCAUUUUGACCGUCGGCCAUCAAACUAUUCUAUCACAUCACUAACUCUUGAUAAUGUUGUUUAUUAUUUUGGGAAAGAGAAACGCCGGCGGCUUGGUGCAUCUGAAGCGAACAAGUUAUCCAAGGUUCGAGGGACAGAGAAGAUAUAUUCCCUCCUCCGAAAGUGUCCUGAACUCAAAAGUUUAUGCAUCACGGACUGUGACUUCGACAUGGAAAAACUCCUUGAGUGCAGAGCAUUCAAACAACCUCAGAAAUCUGUGAUAAACUUUCCUAAUCUUUCCCGUUUCCAUGUUUAUUCCAGCAUGGACCCGCCAACAUGGGAUUACCAGUUACGCAACCAGGUGCAUUGGUUCCUUUCAAGACACCCGGAUAUCCAGUCUUUAUCUUGCAAUGCUGGGUUGCUAGCGAGAUUAUUGCACGGAAUGAGCAGUUUUACAAAGAAUCCUGAAUUCGCGAUCAUGCCGCAAAAUCUUAAAAGAUUAGAAAUUGAUCAAUUAUUCUCGGGCACAGACACAGACUAUAGUUCUGGCUCGCAGGAUGGGCAAAUUAACAUGAAAGAGUCGUUACCGCAUGUUUUUGGUAUGAUGCCGCUACUAGAAGAACUGCAAUUCAAAAAUUUUCCGUGGGGCCGGAAUUACCUGAGAAGAUGUUUGCAAGCCCUGCGAAGCAGCCCGAGACUAAGGAUCCUUCGAAUUUUGGAGCUUUAUUGGGAGGUUACACUGCCAAUACUGCAGGAUUUAGCAAAGUUAUCGCCCCUAUUGGAGAAUAUUACUCUUGAAUGUGUUGGAAUAAAGGUCUUUGACGAAGAUCGGGAUGACGAUUAUGAGCGAUUUGAUAUUAAAAAAUUAGCGCAGACAUUGUCACCACUUUAUAAUCUCCGCGAACUUUCCCUCAACUACUCCAUCGAACCCACCACCCCCGCUAUCUUUGCCGCACUCUCCCCAUUCCCCAUCGAUCCUCGUCUUCGAUAUUUGUUUCGAGUUUUUGAGGGUUUGCGUGAUAACAACCCUAAAGCAUUUGAAGAAGUUCGUGACGAAUAUGUUGUUGUCGUCAGCGAUGCUGUGGCCAUAUUUUCCAAACAUUUUGUGAAAAUGGAUUACCUGAACCUUGCUGUAUGGGAAAGUGCACAAUUUCUGGAUGGAAACGAGCUUUCUUUACUAAGAAUCGAUGGGGAUUGCGAUAAAAGACGGACGUGUAUAGGCUGGAAGCAGGUGCUGCGGGGUGUAGGGAAGCUGGAUGUGAGAAUGAAUGCUGCUAAGGGAGGAGUUGGGGCUUGCAAUUUCGUUGGACGGUGGUGA
Morchella importuna is the source of this 2253-nucleotide messenger RNA. RefSeq lists its product as uncharacterized. The transcript is spliced from 7 exons. The coding region runs from base 1 to 2253 and encodes 750 amino acids. Gene Ontology annotation, molecular function: protein binding. NCBI's taxonomy places the organism in Eukaryota, Fungi, Ascomycota, Pezizomycetes, Pezizales, Morchellaceae. The record is from RefSeq and is a predicted model, not a curated record.